UUCAGCGUUCAGUUGACGCACGGCAAUUGUUGUGACAGUUAGUGGCCCAGUCGUAAAAGCAGUUUUAGUCGUCUCCAUUCGAAAUCUAUCGGGAAAAGUAUUUUUGUUUGUAUCAAUAAAAUUGAAAAAUGAAGUUUCAAUACAAGGAGGAGCAUCCAUUCGAGAAAAGGAAGGCGGAGGGCGAGAAAAUCAGGCGAAAAUAUCCUGACCGUGUUCCCGUUAUCGUUGAGAAAGCUCCCAAGGCGCGAAUCGGUGACCUUGAUAAAAAGAAGUACCUUGUACCUUCCGACUUGACAGUCGGACAGUUUUACUUCCUGAUUCGCAAGCGUAUUCACCUGCGUCCCGAGGAUGCCCUCUUCUUCUUUGUCAACAACGUCAUUCCACCUACCAGUGCAACAAUGGGGGCUCUCUACCAGGAGCACCAUGAAGAGGAUUUCUUUCUCUACAUAGCGUACAGCGAUGAGAAUGUCUAUGGAAAUUAGAGGGAAUUAAUAGUAAACCCACCUACUGCUACAAGUUUAUGGAUGCAAUUUGAUUUAAAUUAAACAAUUGAAACUUAACAUCUUUGACAUAGUCUACAUUUGUAGAGGCUUUAAAGAGGAGGUUUAGAAAAAAAGAAACCAUAUGCAAUG
This is a messenger RNA of Neodiprion fabricii, 632 nucleotides long. RefSeq names its product gamma-aminobutyric acid receptor-associated protein (gene Atg8a). The transcript has 3 exons. Gene Ontology annotation, biological process: macroautophagy; cellular response to nitrogen starvation; autophagy of mitochondrion. Gene Ontology annotation, cellular component: autophagosome membrane; autophagosome; cytosol. Gene Ontology annotation, molecular function: GABA receptor binding; ubiquitin protein ligase binding. The record is from RefSeq and is a predicted model, not a curated record. The coding region runs from base 129 to 482 and encodes 117 amino acids. NCBI's taxonomy places the organism in Eukaryota, Metazoa, Arthropoda, Insecta, Hymenoptera, Diprionidae.